Messenger RNA from Anopheles maculipalpis, 1274 nucleotides. RefSeq lists its product as uncharacterized. Bases 1 to 1254 code for a protein of 417 amino acids. Lineage: Eukaryota; Metazoa; Arthropoda; Insecta; Diptera; Culicidae. The record is from RefSeq and is a predicted model, not a curated record. The transcript is spliced from 2 exons.
AUGGAACCAAAACAGCUAGAUCUAUCGGAUCAAGAUCUAAACCAAAUUGUUAAUGAUCAUUUAUCAGCGCAGGGGAAUAAUGAGCAAUCGUUUCGUGUCGACCGUGCUUCACUAGAACCGUUUAGUCCAUGCCCGGAAGGAUUUCUUGCCGAUCAUUAUGCGCUGAAAGUUACCAUCGAAAGUAACGGCCGAACGGAGGUGUUAAGCUUCUUUGUGAAGUGUCUUCCCACUGCCAAUCCGGUGCUAAAGAGCUACCUCGAAGAGAUUGGUAGCUUCCGCAAGGAAAGUGCUGUGUUGCAGUGUCUUGUUGGAUCGAUCCAGCACUAUUGCCCAUGGCGAACCGUUGCUCCGCGUGUGCUGUUUUCCAAGGGUGAAAAAAUACUCAUCAUGAAUAAUCUAAAAUCCGACGGUUACUCGGUGAUAAAGCGUGAAAGUGGUCUAUUGGAGGUGGCAUUUGUGCAGCAAGCGCUAGAAACGCUAGCCAGUCUGCAUGCGGGAUCGAUCGUACUGGAAGAGAAGCAUGGCAAACGAUUGCCGGAAUUGUUUCCAAAUGUUCUUAACGAAAAUGCUUGGGUCCAAACACCGUCCAGCACAAGAGUGAAGGAUGUGGCGAAUGUUAUCAAACUGUACACGGAGCUGGUUAAGAUAUGCGAUCACUGGCAGGGUGCUCGGAAGCAGACCAUUCUGGGACGGUUAGCGCCAUUGAUAAGAAAGAUUUAUACGUUCGUGGAACCCUCGCGUGAAUUCCGGAACUGUCUCAACCACGGUGACCUUUGGUGUAACAACAUUAUGUUCAAGUGCAACGAACAAGGACAGCCGACUGGUUGCGCUUUAGUUGACUAUCAGCUGUCUCGUUAUGUGCCUCCCGCGUAUGAUAUCAAUCUGUUGCUGUAUCUAACAACAAGCCGGAAGCUGCGAGACGAACACCUGCCAUCACUGUUAGACCAUUACUACGAGUGUUUUUCGGAAACGUUGGAGCGAAACCGGCUUAAAGCGAGUGAUUUUUAUACACGUGAAGUAUUUGUGGAAUGCUGUGAACACUAUCGUUUGGCAGGACUAAUUCACUCGACCAUGAUUAGUGUGGAAGUCACCUUGCCGAGUCGGUUUUUGGAGGAAAUUUUUGGAGAUUUGCAAACGACGGCAAGCUUUAUGCCGGAUAAGAAAGUGUGGGUUUGUGUGAAGGCUUUCCAGGCAGAUGAAUGCUAUAGGAAUCAUCUGAUAGAGCUUCUAGAUGAAUUGUUUGAAUAUGUUUAAAGGGAAAUUUAUGUAUGGUG